Messenger RNA from Seriola dumerili (greater amberjack), 4377 nucleotides. RefSeq names its product GRB2 associated binding protein 1 (gene gab1). The record is from RefSeq and is a predicted model, not a curated record. The coding region runs from base 485 to 2761 and encodes 758 amino acids. The transcript has 13 exons. NCBI's taxonomy places the organism in Eukaryota, Metazoa, Chordata, Actinopteri, Carangiformes, Carangidae.
CAAUCACAAUUAAGGAACCAUGGGAGUAAACUGGUAGGGAAGCUCGGCGGAACCACUGUGUUUACGGUGAAGCUUGUUUUAAUUUGCGAAGAAACGACAACUAUGCACCGGUACACUGUGGGACAUUUAAGCUCGCCAACUGGGAAUCGCUCCACUUUGACGGGAAUUAGCAUGAGGCGGUACAUAUAACAACAAAAACUUAGCGACUUUCAAUUGCCUGUGUCUUAUUUUUUGGCCACACAGCGUUCCAGUUUGAACAAAAUACACAAGUCACCGUUGAUAUUUGUACAAAAGGCGGUGCCGCAGAGGUUUAUAUUCACUCCAACCUCAGGAUAUUCCCGUUUAUUUGACUACAACUCGUGGAAAAUCUGGUCUGUACAUUUCAGACAACUGCCUUGUCGGUACAAGAAGACACUCCCAAAAACAAACGAAGCCAACCAGCGAUCUUCGCUUUUACUCCAGGGAGAGCAAGAAAGGAGCAGAUAUGAGUGGGGGAGAUGUGGUGUGCUCAGGGUGGCUGAGAAAGUCUCCUCCUGAAAAAAAGUUGAGACGUUACGCAUGGAAGAAGCGGUGGUUUGUUCUUCGCAGUGGCCGUCUGACAGGCGACCCAGACGUGUUGGAGUACUACAAGAAUGACCAUGCCAAGAAGCCCAUCCGCGUGAUUGAUCUCAACUUGUGUGAGCAGGUGGACGCUGGGCUGACGUUCAAUAAGAAGGACUUGGAGCACAGCUUCAUAUUUGACAUCAAGACCAUUGACCGUGUCUUCUACCUGGUGGCUGACACCGAGGACGAGAUGAAUAAGUGGGUUCGCUGCAUCUGCGACAUCUGUGGUUUUAACCCCACUGAUGACGAGGCAGCAAAAGCUGCUCACCAGUCAGCCAUCGGAGGCCUGGUAGUGGAUACCCCCCCACAUCCAGCACUGGGUAAUAUUGUUGGUCCAGCAGCAGGAGUGCUUUCCAGUGUGCCCCCUCCAUACCAACCGGUCAGUGUGCGACACCUGGACUCUCAGUCCAGUUCAGAGGAGCCUCAGGAUUACCUGUGGCUGGCCAACUGUGAGAGUAAAAAGCCUGAACCCAACAGAGCCCAUGCCGAGUGUUCCAAGUCUACCUCCUCAGAGACAGACCUGAAUGACAACCUCCCCUCUCACCGCACGCCUACAUCCUCCACCUCAUCAGCUAAACACACCUCGCACAAUGGCUUCUUCCCACAGCACCCGGCCCCUGCCUCUGCCUCUUCCAUCUACGACUCGCCUCCAUCACGUGGUGCCUCGCUCUCAACUGAUGGCAGCCUCUACCACCUCCCUCGCAGCUACUCCCAGGACACUGUGCUGCUCCCCAAGUCGGCCUCCUCCCCUCCAGCCCAUCCAGACAGUGGGGACACCUCUGAGCUUUAUGUCUUCAACACACCAUCACGGAAGCCCUCGAUGGAGACACAGCUCCGCAAUCUUUCCAUCAGUUAUGAUAUCCCACCUACACCUGGUGCAAACUGUACCUACCAGGUGCCCCGCACGUUGUCAUCGUCAACAGGGGUAGGAGGUUCAGAGAGUGGGGGAGAUGUAGUCCCCCCUCCAAGACCACCCAAGCCUUCGCUCAGUUCCACCUCAGGACCCCCACCACCCCCUGCUGAGCGCUCACCUACGGACACCUAUUGUGUGCCCCGGUCGGCCUCAGAGACGGAUGGGAACUACUGUGUGCCUACUAGUGCUGGGAAUAAAGCAUUACGCAGCAACACUAUUGGCACUGUGGACUGUUCACGCCUCCGUAAAGAUUUUGGAUCCCAGGACUGCUAUGACAUUCCUAGAUCAUUCCCCUCUGACAAAAGCUGCUCGUUUGACUUCAAUGAAAGCUUCAACAGCUACUUUAAAAACAAAGGAAUGAUGCCAGUGGGAAGCCAAUCCACAGAGGAAGUAGACCAGAACUAUGUACCCAUGAGCGCCAACUCCCCGUCACAUCAUCACUCAGGCAGUUUGACAGAGCCAAUGCACGAACCCAACUAUGUGCCCAUGACUCCAAGCACCAUGGAGUUCUCCUCUCUGGGAAAGCAGGUCCCCCCGCCCGCCCACAUGGGAUUCCGCUCAAGUCCCAAAACCCCUCCUCGUAGGCCAAUGCUCAGUGACUGCCAGCCCCCACCUGUGGACCGAAAUCUCAAACCUGAUCGCAAAGGUCAGAGUCCUAAAAUAAUAAGAGCAAAAGGUGUCGGUUUAGAGCGAACCGACUCUCAAACCGUAGGUGAAUUCCCAAGGGGACGACGCAAGGGAAAACCUGCUCCACUGGAGAUCAAACCACUGCCAGAAUGGGAGGAGCCCUGUACGCCUGUCCGCUCACCCGUCACGCGCUCAUUUGCUCGGGAUCUCUCUAGGUUUCCAAUGCCAGCGAGACCCCCGUCAGUGCAUAGCAUGGCCUCCAGCACUGACUCCGAGGAGUGUGAAGAGAAUUAUGUAGCCAUGGUCUCUAAUAUGUCCACAGAUGAUCCAAACGUGAAGCUUGUUGCGCCCCUGACUGCGGAUGGUGGCAGCAGCCCCAUGGUGAAGCCAAAGGGAGACAAACAGGUGGAGUACCUGGAUUUGGAUCUUGACCCUGGCAAGUCCACCCCACCAAGGAAGAUGAAAAGCAAUGGAACUGGCAUGGCAGCAUCCGAUGAGCGUGUUGACUAUGUGGUUGUGGACCAGCAAAGGACACAGGCCCUUAAGAGCACCCGGGAGGCCUGGAACGAUGGCCGCCAAUCCACAGAGACGGACACCCCUUCCAAAGGACCCAAGUGACCCUGUUGUCCCAGCUACCAACCCACCCUCCAAAACCAUUGGGCCAUUUACACUAGUGUUGGUUCUGGUUUGUGCUUUGGGGCGGUCCAGCUGUCACGUUCCACCUCAAAUAGAUCCUUAGUGUGUAGGGGCCAGUGGAGCUUCAUAGCCACUCAACUGUCUAUAGUUUACACUGCUGUCAAGCCGAGAACAGCACUGUGUGUACAGUUGUAGGAAGAGGUGCGGGCCAGGAAUAAGCUGUACGCAGAAUGAAAGCGGGUGGAAGGAUUGGACUUGUCCUCGGGGUUUGACUUAAGCAGACUCAUGAACUUUGAACAUUCACUGCCUACUAUAUUGGAUUUGUUUUUUUGUUCUGUUGUUCACGUUUCAAUGGGCGAUGGGUCGAUCCAGAGUUAACAUUUCCUUAAAUUAUAAUGCUGUUUGAUGUUGUUUUGGAGUGUACGUGAAAUCACUUGAUAACAUGAUCACAGUGAAGUGUCCAUAGGCACUGUUGACAGGUCAGUUUUACUAUUCCUUCACUUGGUCAGAGUGGACGGCUGAAACUGUAACUGUUUGUGUCUGAGGCCACUUCAAACCAGAUCCCUGAGAUAACCCAGUACGACAGAAUUUUAGAGUUUUAUUACUUUUUUCUUUCAGUGCAAAGGCAGUUGAACCCGUUCAUUCGACAUGUAAACAAGUGCUCAAUUUAAGCUUUGGAUUCACUCAAGGUUUAAUCCACUGAACAUGAUUUGAUUUCCAUUUACUUUGUAAGUGGAGAUGCUUCAAUCUGUUAUAAUGGAAGUGCAAAGACUGUACAAAAGUGUUAUGUAUAUAAACAGGAAAAGUGUCCUUUAUUUGUAUGGAAUAUCCAGUGUGUUUGGCUCGAAGGUAUGUGGAUUCUGCAGGGUAGAAUCCUGUGCCUGUCUUAGGUGGUAUCAGGACUUGUGAUUAAAGAAUGAAUUACUGUGAGUUUUUAGAACGUGACAGGUUUUCUAUAAGUUAUGCAAAGGUAUCAAACUUAGGCUACAGAGAGAAAAUCAGGUACUCUUUAAAUGCAAACUAAUACAACUAUCCACUUCUAAUUUAUUUCUCAAGUUAUUUCAUCAGGUGGAUGUCGUGUCCCCUUUCAGCUUUCAGCUCAGUAUUCUUGAUUCAUAUGGAGGAACAUUUGCUAAACUGUUAAAAUGCUUAAUUUGACAAGCGCUGGUCAAUUAGUUUCACAAGUUCAUUGAUAUUCCUCAUUUCUCUCUCCUCUUAGGUUUAAUUUAUUUCAAAUUGAACUGGCAUACAGUUUUGGGAAAUUGACUGCCUCAUGUAGUCAACUAGAUACAUCUUUUAUAGGCAGUGAAAAAUCUUUGUCUGCAUAGAUCUGUGCUUUACUAACCUGUGAACUCUCAGUCAGAAGUCCCAAGCAUGUGCUGCCACAAGAUAAAAUCAUUGCUGUACAUAUUUUGCCAUCAGUUAGAUUAAUAUGUAUCAUCUGAAAAAUGUGCCUACUAAGUCAUCUACAUUCUACUUCACUCUUUCCUUAUUGCAGUCUCUUUGUGAUAUGGACUGCAAAGCUGAUGACGCUUUAUCUUUUUUAAUGACAGAAAAUGUAAAUUUUAAAAGUGGACUAAAUAAAAUCAAACCUCUUA